Schistocerca americana (American grasshopper) is the source of this 5243-nucleotide messenger RNA. It is a transcript of the gene RhoGAP93B, whose product is annotated as filaggrin. The transcript has 19 exons. The record is from RefSeq and is a predicted model, not a curated record. Gene Ontology annotation, biological process: signal transduction. Gene Ontology annotation, cellular component: cytoplasm; cytoskeleton. Gene Ontology annotation, molecular function: GTPase activator activity; protein binding. Bases 105 to 4163 code for a protein of 1352 amino acids. NCBI's taxonomy places the organism in Eukaryota, Metazoa, Arthropoda, Insecta, Orthoptera, Acrididae.
AAAAUGGCAGCGAGAAGGUAAUUUCUUACACGGGUGUAGUCGGUGGAGAAUUUGUGUGCAGUGAUGAGUGACAAGUGAUAACAUUUUUUUCAUCAGUCGUCAGGAUGUCAUCUGAAAGGAUGGAGUGGGUGGAAAUCAUUGAACCUCGCACGAAGGAGCAUAUGUAUGCCAAUCUCACAACUGGCGAGUGUGUUUGGGAUCCACCACCUGGAGUACCAGUUAAAAAGACUGACAACAAUCAAUGGUGGGAGCUGUUUGAUCAGAAUACAUCGAGGUUUUACUACUAUAAUGCAACUUCUCAAAAGACUGUGUGGCACAGGCCUCAGAACUGUGACAUAAUUCCUUUGGCAAAACUGCAGACUCUUAAACAAAACACUGAGCCUCUUCCUGAAGAUCAAGCAGCACAAGAGGAACCAAAGAAGAAAGAGUCUGUAGCCACCCAAACACCAGGCCGUACAGUAAGGAGCUCAAAGUCUUCACACGAUUCAGCAGGGACGGCUGCUCCAACCCAUCAGCAUGACAAGACUGAAACCAUAAGAAAUUCAAGGUUAGCAGCUACUGGUAGUGGUAAGAUAUCUGUUAGUUCCGAGACACAGACAUCUCCUUCAGGAUCUCCGAGAUCUGGACGACACUCUCACCAUCAUCGCCACCAUCACAGGCACCAUCAGACGAAUAGGCCAGUUGAAGAUGUCGGACAUCGAUCUACUGCGUGGUACACACGAACAGCUCAUUCUCAGGAUUCUGGGCGAUCAAGUGACUCGAGUUCAGUAUCGCACAGCCGCACAUCACUGGAAUCAGGGUAUCGUCUUUUAGAAUCUCCACACCAUCAUCACAAUCACCACAGCCACCGAUACACAAACCCAGCUGGCCUUUCCCCACCACCUCCGCAACCUGCUGCAGAUCACAGACAUAGAGAAGCUGGCAUGGGCCUUACUCUGUCUACAAGCACUCCUCUUUUCAAGAAGAAACCGUUAGGAGAAGCAAAUUCACAGGUCCCCCACUUGACGCAGCAGCAACGAAGUAGUCUUGACAAAUAUGGUUUGUUAUCUGUACAUUUGGCUGGAAGUCACCAUAGGGAUCAAGGAUCCUUGCUUGCCAAACAGAGGAGUUUCGAUGUAGCAGAAAGUAGCCAAGCUAUUGGUGGCUACCAGUUUGGCCAUGACAUCCAUUUGCGUCAUUCAAACCAAAGCCAACUACCAGCUCCUCUUGCAAGAAGCUAUAGCUUUAUGCAACGCCGAGAAAAAUAUCAUCAGCAUCAAGAUGAGGAUGAUUCAAUGCAUGAAAAGUAUUUCCUGGGAACAGGGAGUGGUAAUUCAGGAAUGCGUUCUGUGGAGUCUACACCACAGGCUCGGCGGAAGUAUCACAGUGGGGGUAGUAGUCGGCAGACAUCUGGAACUGGCACAACAGAUUACAUUAAUUUUGUAACUCCUCCAACACAGUGUUAUACAAAACAUGGAUCAAAUUCUUUAGGUGUUCAUUCUGGAAGUAGAGUGUCUAAAGAACUGUUAGAUACAGCUAAAGAUGAUGUUCUGAACAUUACAACACCACUAAUGCACAGAAAAACUAAAUCUGAGUCGAGAUAUCGUGAGCCGGUGGUGCACCAACAAAAGAAGCAACCUCACAAAUAUAAUUUUGCGAGUAUAGAACGACCAGCUCAGUCAGUGGCUUCAUCGAAUAAGACUUUAAGUAAUGAUGAAAAUUCUAGCAGUGAAGAACCAACCUCCAGUCCCUCUGCAUCAUCACCAGCUACAUCUCCAUGUAGCCCAUCUGCACUUAGAAACAAGAAGAGUCACUCGAAUACAUUCAUGCCCGUUGAUAUUCCCAGGCAGAGGUGCAAUCUCCAGGAGGACACCACGAAAAACAAUAUUCCAUAUGAUGAUAUGAUUUCAUCUGUUGGACCUGAACUGAAAGGAUUACCACAAUCACCACAACCUCUGAGAGAAAGUGGAACACCAAAGAAUUCUGAAUUCAACAAUGGAAAUAAUGGAGUGGGAAAAUUCAAUGAUCUUUCUGCAGUGGACAACAGUAAAGGAAGUAAUGUGUGCUGUGGACCACUUUACAGUAACCUUGAUUAUCAGUAUAUUAUGGACCCUGAGAUGCAGGCCCAUCUCCUCCCACUGCAGCAGUACAUUUUGGAACAGGCAAAACUUUCAGGUUGCUACAGGUUUGGUGAUCCUCUGAAUGAAGAGGCUGAUUCACUGCACUCAGAUGAUGAAGACCAUUCAACAGGAAGAGGUGAAGAUGACAGUGAUGAAUUUGCUGAUGAUGAAGGCAUGUCUAAUCAAGAGGAUUCUAGCUCACAAGAGUACCUUGAUGAUAGCAAUUACCUGGAUGAAGAAGAAAGUCACAGAGAAAAUUACAGCCAAUUUCUCUCAGCUCAGAAUCAGCUCAGGAUAAGGUCAAAAUUUCAUGGAGAUUUUCGAAAUAAUGACUGUGGAGAUGGCGGUGGAUAUUACAACACAAACUUAAUUAGUACUCCAGCAUUGACUGCAGCAAGUCUUCAACAACAUCAGCAACAACAGACGUGCCAUUCAAGGGGUAGUGGUGGAGCAAUCAUUGGAUCUGUGUCAGGUUCACUUGGUGGCAGCAUGCAGCAUCCAGCACUGUCCAUUCCAAAUAAUUCCAGCACACUUCCACUUGAAACACAGCAUGCUUCUUUGAAGAGGAAAAAGGAAGCACCACCACCACCUACAUUGUAUUCCCCAAUACUGGAGAAAACAGAGCGCCAGUGUAGUCCUGUGCCCCAAACCUUGUCACUGCCUAUUCCUUGUAGUCAUUAUCAAAGUAACAUUAAUGGUAAUGGCAACAGUAGUUUUGUGUUUCGCCCACUUUCUCUCCCGGCACCUUCUUAUAUGGAGGCCAAAAAAAGCAGCGAUAGUGCUCUCACCCUGGAUUCACAGCAGCUUGGACAGCAGUCACACGUCGUUCUGAGUCGGGACAAGAAGUUGCCAUCUGAGAGUGAUAUUGAGAAAUAUGCACAAGAUAACCUCAAUAUUCAUAAAAAGGGCAUUUUCCGUAAAAAAUUCUCCAUCAGAGAUAUGCUUUCAUGGUCAAAGGAUCCUAUUCGGAAACCAAUGCUAGUGUUAUCAGAUAAAGCAUUGAAGAAAGAUGCUUGUGAUCUUUUCAAAUUGGUACAGAUAUACAUGAAUGAUCGGAAGGCCAAAGUUGGAAUGACUUUUAACAGUGUCGCACUUGAGAUAUGCAAUUAUGGUUACAGUAAACCAGCUUUAAGGGAUGAACUUUACAUUCAGAUAUGCCGCCAAACCACUGAAAAUCCUAGAAGGGAGAGCCUUCGACGUGGAUGGGAGCUUCUUGCCAUUUGCCUUGCUUUCUUCCCACCGUCCCCAAAAUUUCAGUCAUAUCUGGAUGGAUACAUGAACAGGCACAGGGAUCCUGCUUUUGAUUUCCCAGAAGUUGGAAAAUGGCCAAUUCAUGUUCAGAUAAGUCAUUAUGCCACAGUUAGCUGCAAGAGGCUAGAACGUAUUGGGCACACUGGAAAAAAGGCUCCACGGAAACCUACCAUUGAGGAGAUUGAUCAAGCAAGACUGCAAAUAUUUCGACCCAGCAUGUUUGGAAACACGCUGCAAGAAGUUAUGGCAUUGCAAAAAGACAGAUUUCCUCAUAGAAAACUUCCAUGGGUUCAGACAACACUUUCUGAAGAAGUCCUCAAACUUCAAGGUGCCCAAACUGAAGGAAUAUUCAGGGUAUCAGCAGAUGUAGAUGAAGUGAAUUCAUUGAAAAGUCGAAUAGAUCGCUGGGAUUUACCUUCAGCGGAAAUGACAGAUGGCCAUGCACCAGCCUCCCUUUUAAAGCUGUGGUAUCGCGAGCUGUAUGAACCUCUAAUACCUGACAACAUGUAUACAGAAUGUGUGAAUCAUCAUGCUGAUCCAGAAAAGGCUGUGGCAAUUGUGCAUAAACUCCCAGAACUUAACAAACUUGUUCUGUGCUACCUCAUACGCUUCCUCCAGAUAUUUGCAAGGAGUGAAGUUGUCCAAGUUACAAAGAUGGAUUCGAGCAAUUUGGCAAUGGUCAUGGCUCCCAAUUGCUUGCGAUGCACUUCAGAUGAUCCUCGUGUGAUUUUUGAAAAUGCGCGGAAGGAAAUGGCAUUCAUGAGGACACUUAUUCAGAGCCUUGACACAAGCUUUAUGGAAGGAGUGUAUUAGCUUGCAAUGCGAAGGGUAGUGUACUGACUCUUCCUUCUGUUGGGGGAUAUUUGAAAACGUGAAUCUCUUGUACAUAAGUGUUGUUAUUUUGGUAAGUUGCUAUCUGUUGAUAUCAAAACAGAUUUACCGGUGAAACUUUUGCCUUUUAAAGCCUUUAGAAGUGCACAGGUAUGCCUAUUUGUAUUGUGUAUUUGUUCAUACCAAGUUUUAUGGAAAGUCAUUGUAAAUAAAAUAUGAAAAAUACUAUGUUAUAUGGAAAAGCUUAAUUACCAAAGCUUAUGAGAUAAAAUAACUUGUAAAGAUUGUGAGAGAAUUAUAAUUAUUUAUUGUUUUUAUUAUUUGUCACAUUUUUGCCAUUUUUAAAAUAACCACCAUGUAAAUUUUUGUACAGAACCAUCACUAUUAACUUAAUUUUUUAAAUAAUAUUUCAUAUAGAUCUUAUUGUUAUCUAUACAGUGUGUUUCCAUUUAAUGGUAUUUUUCUUUAUGUCUUGUGUAUUGUAAUAUUUUGACACUUAACUUGAGAUAUAAUAAACAGGUCAUUACCAAAAUACUUGACAGUAAUGCAUAAUGUAUGUUGUUGAUUAUUCAAAUGCAUCAAGAUCAUACAUUAAGGCUUUUAUUAUAGAACACAUGUGCCUGUGCUGUUAUACCAUUCCGCACUAAUAUAUGGGUGCUGUUACAGUAGUAUUAGAUAUUAUACUUCGAAAGAGCAGUUAAGAAAUUUUAAUAACUCCAGCAGUGUAUGGCAUUAAGUACAUUUCAUUUUUACUGGUUAUAUUAUGAUGUUUCUGGUUUAUAUACACCAUACCCAUCCAUACUCUGUUAGCCAAUUGCCAUUGUUGACAAUUUUCUGUAUCAUCAGUAUAGAAAUUACUUGUGGUUGCCAUGAAAAAGAAACUAAAAAUACACACUUUCCAUGUUUUCUUCUAUUACUGAGUAGAUGAAACACCUAUUGUACUUAGGGAUAACAAUUCUUUAAUUGUGUUGCCAUUAACUUGAAAACAGAAAUAAAAUUUUAUUUGUGUGUGUGUGUGUGUGUGUGUGUGUGUGUGUGUGUGUGUGUGUGGGUGGGUGGGUG